AUGCCUAAUCACUUCCAGCGUCUGGAGAUCAAGACCUGCUCGAGAUCCCAUCUCGAACGCGUUGCUAAGCGACACAACGAGUCACGCGAGUCACGCAUACCUACCCAGAGCCAACCCCGGCGUACGUCAUCGGCCAUGCACUCUACCGCAUCAGCCGGCAGUCCCUCGUACCACCGUGAUGUGAGGCGCCAGAACUCCUUCAGGAACGAGCGCACGCUGAGUGUGGGGGGGGAGGACCUCACACACUUGCACGCACACGCACACACACACGCCCACACACACAGCAUGUACAAUCGCAAGGCAACCGCCGGCGCCACGCUUGGCCCCGAGGCCCAGGGCGAACAUACACCACUGACUCGGAAGCACAGCUACGAUCCCAGUGAAC
Molecule: messenger RNA, 385 nt
Organism: Sphaeroforma arctica JP610
Lineage: Eukaryota; Ichthyosporea; Ichthyophonida
Exons: 1
Source: RefSeq, a predicted model, not a curated record